This is a messenger RNA of Fusarium venenatum, 405 nucleotides long. Its product is annotated as histone-fold-containing protein. Lineage: Eukaryota; Fungi; Ascomycota; Sordariomycetes; Hypocreales; Nectriaceae. Gene Ontology annotation, cellular component: nucleosome. The record is from RefSeq and is a predicted model, not a curated record. Gene Ontology annotation, molecular function: DNA binding; protein heterodimerization activity; structural constituent of chromatin.
AUGCCUCCCGUCAAGAAACCCAGAGCUUCAGGCGCUGGUAAGUCGCGGCCAAGUGCUGUUCAAGCUGGUGAUCCCGUCCCCGUUCGCGCAAAGCGUCGCUACCGUCCCGGCACCGUCGCACUUCGCGAAAUUCGACAUUAUCAAAGUGGCACUAAACUCCUCCUCCGAAAGCUUCCAUUUGCACGACUGGUCCGAGAAAUCGCACUAUCGAUGCGUCCUGCCGACGCGGGUCUGCGCUGGCAAAGUCAAGCGAUUAUGGCUCUUCAAGAAGCUGCCGAAGCAUUCAUGGUUCACCUGUUCGAGGAUACCAACCUUUGCGCCAUCCACGCCAAGCGUGUCACAAUUAUGCAGAAGGAUAUUCAACUAGCAAGACGGAUACGCGGUAUGUGGGGUGGAUUGGGUUAG